GCUAUCACCAGCCUUGUUCCCAUUUCACAACCGACAACUUUGACCGGGGUUGAAGAAUACCGUCACCAGAUCUACGAUAAACCGCAUGAUACGGAGAAGACUGAAUCGAGAUUACUGGGCGGUCGCGCGACUAACCUGUGCGAAAGAAAUGCAAGAGAAGAGCGAUCAACAGCAAAGAUGGGGGUUAUAAACAGCAAAACAAAUCGCGAUCCCCAGCAAACAUUAAAGGAUAUAGCGCAUGGUCGGUGUGAAGAUAAGGUUGUGUUGCGGAAACUGCUUGAAAGCAAUUAUGUGAGACCGGACGAACGAGAUGAAGAUGAAUCAAGCCGAACCUUGCUAUCGUUCGCCGUAAGCAAUGCAUCCGCAGCGGUCGUCAAGACUUUUCUGGAUAGUGGCAAGGUGGAUCCAGAUUUGCGUGAUACGAAAGGACGUACGCCUCUAUCGUAUGCCGCAAAGGACGAUCGUGGAGCAACUUUAAGAAUACUUCUCGAGAGUGAGCGGGUGGAUCCAGACUCUCGAGAUAACAAAGGUCGAACGCCUCUGUCGUACGCUAUGGAUGAGAAGAACUGUUGGACCGAAGCAAUUGCAAAGAUGCUUCUCGAGACCGACAGAGUGGAUCCAGACUCUCGAGAUAACAAAGGUCGAACACCUCUGUCGUACGCUGCGGAUGCGGGGGCCAAUACGAUCGUUGAAAAGCUUCUCUCAAGUAACAGGGUAGAUCCCGACUCUCGAGACGACAACGGUCGAACGCCUCUGUCGUACGCUGCAGGCAAGUGGUGCAACACGGUCGUGAGAAUGUUGCUUGACAACGAAAAGGUUGACCCAGAUUCGAGGGAUGCAAGUGGCCGUACCCCGCUGUUAUGGGCUGUACGAAGAGAGACUCGAGAUCUUACGAUACCGCUGGGUUUGCUGCAAACUGGGAAGGUAAAUCCUGCCUCUCGGGAUGAGCAAGGCUACACAGCCCUUUGGUGGGCUAUUGGGGGUGGAUGCGAAGAACUCGUUACACUGUUACUUGAAACAGGGCAAGUGGAUGUAGAGGCAAAGGAAAAGUCGACCGGUCGAUCUCCACUGUCCCAUGCGGUACGAGUCGGAAACGAACCAAUCGUGAAGGCGUUACUAGGCACCAAUAGCGUGAAUGUGAAUUCGAAAGAUAACCGGGGAAUCACGCCGCUCAUGUGGGCGGUUGAGCGCAAAAAUCUCCAUAUUGUGGACUUGCUACUGGGCGAUGGGAGGCUUCUCGAGCGCUCUACAGAUGAUAGCGGUCUCGAGAUCGAUGCUCGAUAUCUCGCGCACUGGCAAAAUUCAUGCAACCAAGACCAUGGCAAGUACUGUGCAUCAUCACCGAUCGAGCACCGACUGCCUCGCCAGAUUCCUGAUUGGGUCAUUGACACAGCGGAAGGUUGUCUAGUAUCCGGUCGUACCGCAUCAAGAUACAUAGCUUUGAGCUAUGUGUGGGUCGCCCCAGAUACGAGUACCGACGUGUCCACAGCGGAGAGGCUAAUGCUAACACAGAAAAGUCUGAACCAGUUUCAAGAGCGGGGCUAUCUGCAAGGGGAUGCACUCGCACGUCUUCCAUGUACGGUGAAAGACGCGAUUGUUCUUGUGCAGAAGUACGGGGAAAGAUACCUGUGGGUUGAUUGCCUAUGUAUUGUGCAGGACAAUGACAGAACACGCGAUCAGGUCGACAACAUGGGUGAAAUAUACGCUGGCGCGUACCUUACCAUAAUUGCUGCGACCACUGCGGGACGUCUAAAUACCCGGAAAUCCACAAGAUGUCAUAGCCUGGACUCUACUACCCAACUUUAUGAGAAGCUUUUCAAGACCAAGUGGGCCACUCGUGGGUGGACCUUUCAGGAACAAAUGCUCUCUAAGAGAGUAAUUAUCUUCCUUGACAGAGAAGUAUUCUGGGAUUGCCAGAGAUGCGUCUGGAAUAGGGACGACCUUACCCCAGAAUCUGCUCCGGGUACUACAUUGACCAGACCGUACUAUGAGACCGCUCGGCGAAUAUCCACCAUGUCUCAGCCAGAUCUCGAUAUGUACAUCGAGAUGAUUAGCUUGUACAACAGUCGCGAUCUGACUUACCCGCAGGACGCGCUACCGGCGAUAUCUGGAGUAUUAAGUACACUGAAGCGUACCUUCACUUCUGGUUUCGUCAGUGGCCUCCCCUGUACAUUCCUAGACCUCGCACUAUUAUGGCAGCCCUACAGUAUAGCGAGUCGUAGGGUUGCUAGGGAUGGAGGCAAUAUCGCGUCAACAAAAAGUCUACCAUCAUGGUCCUGGUGCGGUUGGCAAUGCCCCGUGGAUCCCCACAACCUCCGUUCGAGGUUUGACUACUUUGAGGAAGACUCUUCCGGGGAACAUACGAUCAACCCUACUCCAUCAACUUGGCAAACACACAGACUUGUGCAGUGGUAUGCUUUGUCUGAAGAUAUGCAGCACACGUCGCGCAUUGACGAAUUUGAUUCUCUCUUGACGCGCCCAGAACCUGCUCUCCAUAGAAGUUCUGUAUCACCUGGCACACAAACAUCUCAUCAUCAAAGUAAAUACGAAUCAUUGAGAGAAGGCAAAGAUGCUGGAUCCGUAGAUACAACCAUGGCUUCGAGCUCGCACCGUUUGUCCGUAACUUCCCACCACGAUUCAAGUUCUGCGUUGCAACUUCGAAAAGAUUGGCCAUUCCUCUCAUGCAAAACACGUACGGCUUCACUCCGUCUCAAAGCUGUCCUCAAGAAACGCCAAUAUAUUAAUCCCUGCUAUAUGGGUCCAUCGGUAUUCGAACUUCGUCGAUUUGCUGGUGAGCCAGCAAAUUCUGGCAUGUGUCAUCUCAUAUGCCUGGAAGACAAACGAGGGAAUCAAGCAGGCGUACUACGCCAUAUGAAUCGUGAUAGAGCCGAGCCAGGCGACGCGAUUGAGCUGAUCGCUUUGUCCACCGGGACUAUACGGUCGGAACACCUUCGGAACGUUGGAGGUAAUAGCGGGCCUUUGUUCAAACAGGAGAUGGUAUCAAACAUUGAUGGGAAAUGCUCUUCUGAAUAUCUGGAACUGAGAAGCGAAGUGGAGAGAUACGGUGUGCAAAGUACAUCUGGCUGGGAAUAUCACUUCUACAAUGUUCUUUGGAUUGAACGUAAGGGCGAAAUCGUGUAUCGGAAGGCAGCUGGGCGUGUACCAAAAGUCAUCUGGGAGGCAAAUUGCACGGAGCCCGCAAAAAUCAUUCUUGGCUGAUACUUCGCAAGAGCCGCGAGUCACUCAAAUUACGUCAAUAAAUGUUAUGAAUAGAUACC
Alternaria rosae is the source of this 3278-nucleotide messenger RNA. RefSeq lists its product as uncharacterized. The record is from RefSeq and is a predicted model, not a curated record. Bases 178 to 3219 code for a protein of 1013 amino acids. Lineage: Eukaryota; Fungi; Ascomycota; Dothideomycetes; Pleosporales; Pleosporaceae. Gene Ontology annotation, molecular function: protein binding. The transcript is spliced from 2 exons.